UCUCUGCAAUAUCUGAAUCUCGGGACCCUGCAACGGUUUUUGUCUUGGGGCCUCGUUCCUGUCGCUCCCGCCGGUGCCUCACCGGCUACCUGCUGGAUAUCUGUUCUGUCUGGCACCUAAUGAUUAAUCUACAGUUAUUCAACCUCCAGUUGACAUCAUGAUCUUGACUCAGCACUCAGGCAUUGGAGAUGACUUGGAGAACAACCCCGCAAAAGACUUCAGACAAAUAUGGCGCAUACACUCAAACUGUUGAUAUCUCACAAGAUGAACAGCCGAUGAUCCUCCUGUCUUGUUGAUGAGCUGGCAUCAGAUGACAGACAGGUCGGAGAUAUGUCGCUGUUCCGUCGCAUUUCGAACGGCUCGGUAGAAGAGGUCCUGCAUCCCCGGGCAUGCGGAAGAUUGCCGGGCGACAGCAGCCUCAUCAGCUGAAGAGGGUUGCCCUGUUACACCGAGCUCACCUUGGGAGUUCACCUUGGUUGCUCACCUGGACUGCUGACCUUGGCCGGGUCUUGGCUCAAGCAGUAAAGUGGGGCAGCCGUUUGAAGCCUCACGAUUUGCUUGGCUCAACUCACCACCACAUCGGUGUUGUUGCUGUGUGGUGUAGGGUGUACCUCUCAUAAAUGAUCACCUAACGACCUGUGAAUGCCGCCCUCAAUGUGAAUCCAUCAUAUCCAACUGUCGCGGUUAAUCAGAGGAGGACAGUUUUUGAAUACCACCAAUGUCUUGACAACCUGUUUCCAUUACCAACUAACGACGUUACGACUUUACAAGCCCUGGUGAUAAUAACCCCGUUUUUGUAAACAAAGACAGCACCAUGUCGGGCGAUGAAAACACGGACGAGUGGGAACCCAUACCAUCGCUUUCAUCACUUUCGCCGUUUUCCUCCCCCGCUUUGUCCUUUUUGCUCCUCAGCAAGACCGAUUUGGCCCACGAUUCGGAUCAUCCGAGUUUUCACAGCAGUAGGCACGAUGAUGAUGUCUUGUCUCACACACCACCACCCGCCACCACUCCCCGACCACCCAAAACACCCUCCCUUCUCACACCUUCCCCACCAUCUACUUCCCGGUCAAUGCAUGGUUCUCAUCUUCGGACUCCAACACAGCCAUCUCCGCUGCAGCUGAGCAGUAGUGUUGUUGGGUUGGGUCUUGGUCAUCUUGGGAUUGGUCCACCGAUGGUAUCGCCGCUGCAACAAAAGGUUCCUGCUUGGAUGUCGGCUGGCCAUCAUGAGGAGGUUAUUGAGGAGGAGACGAGCAUUACUCAUGAUGCGGAUGAUGAGGAUGAGGAGGAUGAGAGGGAUGAGGGGGAGGUUAUGAAUAGGCAAAGUCUGAUUUAUGAUCGAGGGGUUGAUCAUGAAGUCGAGGAAGAGCAGCGGCCUGAGAGGAGUGAGCGAGACAUCAUGAUGAGAUUGAGUCAGAUCUACGGCCAUAAAUUUGAAGAUGAGAGUGAGAAGGAUGAGCCACGAGGAGAAAGCAGGCAGGUUCUCAGCCAUGACAGAGAGGCUGAUGAUGAGGAUGAGGAUGAAGACGACGAUGGGGAGGAGGAUGGGACUGAUGAGGAGGAUGAGGUUGAUGAAGAAGAUGAAGGCGAGAACGGAGCUGAAUAUGAAGAUGGGGAUAAGCAGGAGUCGGACGACCAAGAAUUUGGGGAUGGGCAAAAUCCUGCUUAUGACCAAGGAACCGACGAGGAAAGCGAGGGUGAAACGGAGGGGCAGCGGGUUGUGGACAGGCAGAGCGUUGUUUACAACCCACGACCUCAUGGUGACAGUGAAGAUGAGACAAACGAGCAGGUCAUGAACAGGCAGGACCUUUUCAGGGAUCAGGAAGGCGAUGAUCAAAGUGACGGUGACACAAAUCAGCACUCCAUGGACAGGCAGGGCCUUAUCUGGGAGCAACAACACGAUCAUCAUAGUGAGGGUGACACGAACAACGAAGUAAUGAACAGGCUGGAUCUUUUUCAGGAUCAGGCAGGCGAUGACCAAAGCGAGGGCGAUACGAAUGACGAGGUCAUGGAGAGGCAAAAUCUUCCGUGUGAACGGGAAACCGACAGACUGCAGCAGAGUUUUAUCUACGACCACGACCAACCAACCGAUGAAAUCACCCAAAACAGCAAAGCGAUUCUGGUCGACCGCCUAGAAGGCUUGCUCCACCGAUUAGCAACUUCAAAUCCAACAGCCGACCUCGACACCAUCGACAUCUUACAUGCCAAAGUAGACGAAAUGGAAAGAGCCCUCUCAGCCACCUCGCCCAGGAAACCAAACACAUCUAGGAGGCUAUCAUCAGAACUAGAACCCCUCCAACACUCCCAGGAGACCACCGCCCACUUCUCCGCCCAAGAACACCCCAACCAAUCCCCCACCCACACCAGCAACAUCAACCUCCACCAGUCCAUAGAAUCAAUGCCCGACACCCUCUCCCCCUCCGCCUCCCUCGCCCAACUGCGCCGCUCCCUCAUCCUCCCCCCCGCCCUCGCAACCACACCACCGCCCUGGCUCCUGCCGUCAGCAGUCCUCUCCCCGAUCAAAUCAAGCGAGAUUUUCUCUACUUCAAUCUCCUCCCCAACCCAACCAGAACUCGACGCAGCAGCCGAAGCCACAAACAAAGCCCUCGAAGCAGCCAAGGAAGCCGCCCGGGCGCACUCGGAAAUGACGGAGCGGAUCGCCGCCGAGGCGGACGAGUUGCGACGGGAUCUGGCGGUCGUGGUGGAGAGGUUGAAGAAUAGGAGGGAGGAGACUGAUCACAUCCACACCCUCCUCAUCCAACGCGCCGAGGCGGCUGCCGAACGGAUUUUGGAUCUGGAAAAAGAGCUUUCCGAUCUGGAGGAUGACCUUGCGUCUAGCGAGUCAGAGCUGAGGCACUUGAGGCUGAAGCUGAGGGCGGUGGAGACGCUGGUGGGGGAGUUUGUCGACCCGGACGAGACGGACCCGGAGCUGUUUAGGUGUAUUGAGAACUGGAAGGAGGAUUGGAGGGUGGUGAGGGAAAGGAUGAGGGAGCGGAAGAGGGGGAGGGAGGAGAGGAGGACGAGGUUGAGGAGGAGGGAGAUGGUGGGGGUGGUGAAUGAGGAGGUGGAGGAAGGGGAGGAGGAGGGAGAGAGUACGUUGACUAGUUUGGGGGGGGUUGGUAUGGGGGAGCAGGGGAAAGGGUUGUGA
Molecule: messenger RNA, 3145 nt
Organism: Podospora bellae-mahoneyi
Lineage: Eukaryota; Fungi; Ascomycota; Sordariomycetes; Sordariales; Podosporaceae
Exons: 2
Coding region: 815-3145 (776 amino acids)
Source: RefSeq, a predicted model, not a curated record